AUGAAGGCAAUUUUGGGAGCACAAGAUGUGUGGGAAGUUGUUUCCAAAGGUUAUGAUGAGCCAGAAGUUGAGGCAACUUUGUCUCAAGCCGAAAAAGAUGUUUUACAAGCCAUGAGAAAGAAGGACCAAAAGGCGGUUAUGACCAUCCAUCAAUAUUAUUUUUUGAGGGUACUGGCUAUUGUAAAUCAAUUAAGGAGAUAUGGCGAAACCACUAUGACUGAUACAAGGGUCGUUGAAAAGAUCCUUCGGUCGUUGGAUUCCAAAUUCAACUACAUUGUUGUAGCCAUUGAAGAGUCAAAGGAUUUGGAUUCCAUGACUGUUGAUCAACUCAUGGGUGAAAGGAGUGAUCAAGAAAAUGUGUGGUAUCUUGACACUGGUGCUAGCAACCAUAUGUGUGGUAGCAAAGAGAAGUUCGUUGAUAUUGAUGAAUCAAUAAAUGGCAAGGUGACAUUUGGAGACUUAUCACAAAUUCCGGUAAGAGGGAAAGGAUUUGAAGAGGCGGCACACGACAAAAAAUGGAGAAAUGCUAUGGAUGAAGAAAUUAAAUCCAUAGAGAAGAAUGACACAUGGGAGCUUGCUACACUUCCAAAAGAGCAAAAGGCAAUUGGUGUCAAAUGGGUGUAUAAAGCAAAGAAGAAUGCAAAUGGUGAAGUUGAAAAAUAUAAAGCAAGAUUGGUCGCCAAGGGGUACAACCAAAAACCUGGAAUUGACUAUGAUGAGGUAUUUCCACCCGUAACUCAUUUGGAAAUAAUUAGAUUGUUAAUUUCUUUGGCAGCCUAA
This is a messenger RNA of Cornus florida, 780 nucleotides long. RefSeq lists its product as uncharacterized. The record is from RefSeq and is a predicted model, not a curated record. The coding region runs from base 1 to 780 and encodes 259 amino acids. NCBI's taxonomy places the organism in Eukaryota, Viridiplantae, Streptophyta, Magnoliopsida, Cornales, Cornaceae. The transcript is spliced from 4 exons.